Messenger RNA from Neopsephotus bourkii (Bourke's parrot), 3224 nucleotides. RefSeq names its product cilia and flagella associated protein 92 (putative) (gene CFAP92). The record is from RefSeq and is a predicted model, not a curated record. The transcript is spliced from 14 exons. Lineage: Eukaryota; Metazoa; Chordata; Aves; Psittaciformes; Psittacidae. The coding region runs from base 1 to 3141 and encodes 1046 amino acids.
AUGACCAGCUGCGGGUUUAGAAACAUGAAGGUGGAUAUUGGGUGGGUAGAGGAGAGAGGUGCAGUGCCUGAUAUCAGGAACCUUGGGAAGCUUCUGAACUCAUUGCAGAAUGUAUUCAUUCCCACUGAGUCUAUCAUCUUUGAUAACAUUUCAUGCUUCCAAAUAAUUCUGAUACUCUCUCUAGAGCGAAGGGAUAAGAAAGCAAAUCACCCUGGUACACGAGGAAGGAGACUGUCUGUAGCAGCUGUUCCAAGAGUGGAAUAUCGCUAUCAAAUUGAGUACUUCCUUCUACCAGAUGACCUCAUACCUAGGAAAGUGGACUUGCUGGUGUCUGGCAUGGUUGUAAAGCUAUUUGUAGACUCACAUUCCAAGACAAUGACACCGUGGUUUGAAAACAACAAGAUGUGGAUAUCGUGGAACCUUAGUGUUGAUAUCAGUGUCACGAAUGAAUAUCUACUAAAACUAAGAGAUCACAAAAUAAUUAUAAAGAUCUGGGAUGCCAAGGAAAACGUGUCCUCAAAAGCAAGGCCUAGUAAAGCAGAUAUUACUGCUACAAUAGAAGAUGAUGCAGAGGAAGUUGAUGAGGUAAAACACAGAGUGCUAUUGCAAAGAAAACUCUUUGAAGAGAGUCAGCCAGCACCCAGCUGUAUGAAAAUCAAAGCAACAAAGGAGCCUAAGGUGCAGGAGGAGCCUUCAGCCCUUCCUGAUGAAGCAGCAGAAGCUGAUCUGAAUGGACCAGCAACAGCUGAUGGUGGUUCGCUACAUCCACCAAGGACAGAUGGAGCGAGAAGUGUGGUAUUUGCAAAACCCCCACUUCUGGAUACGACCCAGCUUCUGAAGCAGAAACCAGUUGCUGCUCCUCCAGUUAAUUCAGCUUCAAAAGAAACUGAGAAUAGAAUUGAUAAUGUGAGAGGAGACAAAGCAGCCAUCACAAAAGGUAGAAAAGCUUCUGUUGCUAAAAGAAACACUGAUGCUACUGCAGCAAAGAGGUACUGCAUUGCUUCCCUGCAGCUAGAUGCUAUGCCUCUCCUCUCAGGACAAGAAUCGGUGAUCGGUCGCCUGUCAGAAAACACUCCUGAAGUUUUAGAUGCUUACGUGACCUUCACUGUGGAAACACCUCUGCUGUCUGAAAGACAAAAGCAUGAAUUGAAUCCCCUGAUUAUAAAGAUUAUUUCAGCUACCCGCCUCCCAAACAAACCUGUACCAAUAGAAGUGCUCCAGACGUUGUGUGUCCCCACCUACUGCAAAUAUAAAUUUCACAACUUCCCACCUCAUCGAACUCACGAACAAAUCCAUGGAACCCAUGUCUACUUUAAGGAUGUUAAUGUACUUCUAGCAGGGACAAUGAAACCUGGGGAAUUAGAAGCGUACCUGAGAGGUCCACCUUUGGAGAUUGAAAUUCAUGACCGGGAUCGAAACAUGGAAACCAUCGCAAAAAAGCCAGCUUUGUUUGGGGACAAUGAAGCUGAUGAACAUGUGGGGAAGGUGAGCUUCCUCACUUACAAAUCCACAGCUUAUAAUAAGUUGAAGAAUGAAAUGUGGCAUCCACAUGGCGUAGCUAAAGUCAGUCUGACUGAUUUAUUGUUGGGUAGAAAGUACUUGAAUGUCAGUGCUCCCAUCCGUAACUGUUCAGUUCCAAAUACAGAUGCUUCCAGUGAGGAUAAAAAUGGGAAAAUAACAGAAUCAGUGAGUAAUUCUUUCUUACUGCCUAUGGGAGAUUAUCUAGAAUCAGACUCAGUUUUGAAAGUAAGAGUGGAAAUAGCCGUGCCACUGGGACCAUGUGCAGAAAUUGCUGAUGCUCGAGUCACAGGUUGCCCAUAUGGUUGUAUAAUCUAUAUUUUUGACUAUAAUAACUCAUCUUUAUUGCAAGAUUUGGUAGAAGAGAUUAAAGAAAUCAAUACUAAAGCCCUCCAGCUGGAUGGCUGGCCUGUACACUUAAUCGGAAUGGCUCUUGCUGCAUUAAAACUGAAAACCACACUUGAGAAAGUUUCCGAGUUGGAUAUUGUUACUGGCUUUCACUUACUGGAUGGAGCAACUCAUCUCUUUGUCUUGGAGGGAUUAAAAGACAAAGCCAUCAAGAAACUAUGGGAUAGACACUUUGAAAGGACUUACAAACCUGAAGAUGGACAGCUGGCAAUACUCUAUAACUCACAACUGGCUUUCCCUCAGCGCCUGUACACAGACCUGGAAGUUCUCUUUUAUCAUUUCCGCCUCCAUGAGCCCCUCUUCACUAUAGCAAGAAGCUCUCUGCUGUAUGUCCGAGGUGUGGUCCCUCAGGCGUGUUUCCAAGCCCUGUCCAGGCUCAGUUCCCUCUGUCGCAGUAAGAGGUUGAGGGAUGUAAUCCGUGGGGAUCUGCUGCCCUCAGCAGAGAUGAUCACAGCCUUGAGUCUUGAGUAUGGAGUUCCCUUAACUGAUGAGGAUCUCUUCACUCAGACACCUCCUUUACCCACAUUUUCCCCUGGUGAUUAUACAGUACCAGGAAAGGAUAGCAGAGUGAAACAGGCAGUAUCUUCUUCAGUAGAUAACUACAAUGAAGCCUAUAUACAGCGGAAGAAAGAAAUAGCAGACAAAAUGUCUUUCAAGAAAAACUAUAUUAAGGCUAACAUUAAUGCUGUACGCCAACUCAAAGGAAAGAUGGAAACGCCAAGGUCUGAAGUUUUCCUGAUCUCUCCUGUUGAUGGGAAAUCUGUCUUUAACUACAGCUGUCAGAGCCUGAAUUCUGCAGAACUUGCCAAGAAGCAUCUUCGCCAGGAAAUGGCAAAGGAACCAAAAACCAGAUUUACUUAUUGUCAAGACUAUCUGUCAGCCACAUUUGAACCAGUGGAUGUGGUUGCUGCCCAUAAGGAAUUAUGUGAAAAAUCCAAGAGUAUGUGGCAGUCACCGGAUGGGUUUGUAUUCCCUGGAUAUAAGAGCAGCAUUGAAAGCAACCUGCACCCCCAGAUGCCACACAAGGCACGUCAAGAGGAGUUAAGAGAGAAAUGGCAGGAGAAUGUUCUGCAUGCUAACAUGGAGCCAGUGCUGCCGCGAGACAGAUGGAGCUGGGACAAACGGCACAUUGAUUUUGAUCUGUACAAGAAGCCACCUGAGCUCUUCAUUACAACAGCCCCCCCGACUGGUAAUGGAUCUGUUAGAAUUAACUAGUCACAAAGCUUUCACCUUGAACCUCUGACAUCUGCUCCCAAAGCUAUCAGUUCUGCCAUCAAGGAAGGCAGUUUGAAUGCAAA